CUCUUCUUUUCGCGACCGGUGCUGGUGGUGGUGCUACUAAUGAGGUUCUACUGUUGCGGCUGAGUGCAUGAAACUUGAAUUUGUUUCGCAGAGCAACUUCAUUAUGUGCAUUGUUUUCUGAACGUACAGUUUCAGUUAAUUAUGAAACUUCAAUCGGAUCGGUCAACAUCUUAAAUACAAAGACAAGUUGGCGACGCCAUUUAUCAAUUGGAAUAAAUAUGGAAAUUGUUGGGGCAAACGUAAAACUGAAAAUGUCAGAAAUGGCAUUAAGUCGAAAAUGGACGGUUCUCAAAUAUGUCGUUUUUCUGGCUUACUUCUUGUUGAUUCUCCCUGGCUACAGCGAAUCAUCUUAUCAAUGCAUUCAAACAAAUGAGAAUUUUUCAUUUGAGGCACCCACGAGUGGUUUUGGCAUUGGGCUGCAAGUAACAAAUAGAUCGUUGCAUCAGGUGAUGACACGAAUAUUUUAUAUGUUCUUGAAAGAUGUUCUACAUUAUCGAGAUAUUCGAAUCAUUCCAAUACAUUAUACAAACUCGUCCGAUCCACAUAAUCCCUGGUACACCUUGGACUAUGUGAGGACCUACAAUGGUUUUCACAACAUUAGCAUGAUCAAUUUGGAAGUUUGGAUGCCUUACAGCGUGUACAGAGAGCCGCCUGCAAACAUAUUGAAUGCGGGUGCCUCCAUAACACCCGGUCGAUUCAGUUGGUUCGUACCAAAAGCACAGAUUUCAACAGAUGCCAGCAACUGCAGUUUGCACUAUGAUGUUUUCAAAGAUAUUCACAAUAUACACUAUGAUCUGUACGUCUUGGAAGAUAAUCUUAUGGAUGUGUUAAGGAACAGAAGUGUUGAGGAAUAUAUAAAUCCAAACUGUGUUAAUGUGAAAUGUGCUACGCUUAUAGCCGAGUUCCGGAACGAUUCACAUUUUGUUGUAAAUCAGCUAAAGGAGAGCUUUGUAAAUGUAAUUUGGUUGGGCACCGAAUUUCGAAGCACAAUCCAGGAAUUUGUUGCAUUUUAUCAGACAUCUUAUGCACGUGGUCAGAAAAGAUUUAUAGUCUUGCAUUGGCUACCAUCGGAAAUAAUUGAUGGUGACAUCAAGUUCACACAAAUCACAUUGCCGCGAUGCGAGGACUAUCAAUAUUUGCAAAACACCAAUUGCAGAUAUGAACUAACUCCGAUACUCAAAUACUAUACGAUUAGCUUGGCCAAUGAUAAGCGAUUGAUUUAUGCGCUUCGAAAAUUCUUCAUAACUGACGAGGACAUUGAGUACAUUCAGAGGGAGUUGAGUAUUCAAAGGAAGCACUCAAGCGAUCCAUAUGAUAAAGUUGCUUGCAAUUGGUUACUGAACAACAGGAGAACAUACAGCAAAUGGAUAUUACCGAAUACGGUACAAACUUUAUCGAUCGGUGGCAUAUUUCCCAUCAAUAUCACAGAUCGUGGACAUUUGAAUAUUAUUGGUGCUGCCCAGAAAGCCGUUGUGGCAAUCAACAAAGAUCCAACCAUAUUACCAGACUACAAUUUGGAAAUAAUGCUUAACGAUGGCCAGUGCAAAUCAGAUCUGGUCAUGAAGGCGUUCAUACACUACUUCAAUGUACCAAAUAUGCUGGGUGUUUUGGGACCGGGUUGCAGUGAGACCGUUGAGCCCAUUGCCGGAAUUUCGAAACAUUUAAAUAUGAUGGCAAUUUCCUACUCGGCUGAGGGUUCCUCAUUUGUGGAUCGCAAGGCAUAUCCGUAUUUCUUUCGCACCAUUGGAUCGAACAGCGUUUAUGUGGAUGUGUAUAUGAGGAUAAUGCAACAACUUGGUUGGAGUCGUGUCUCAACCUUGACGGAGGAUAGCCAGCAAUAUACAGAGUAUAUGUCGCGUAUGGAGACCAAGUUGAGAUCACAUAAUUUCACUUUGGCAUUUAGUCGCAAGUUUCCGAGUGAUGUUACAGCUGAGGAUAUGCGGGAGCACCUGGGCCAAUUGAAAGCAGCUCACUCUAAGAUCAUCAUAGCGGAACUUCAUAGCGAUAAUGCUGCUGUUGCCAUCUGUGAAGCCAUCAACUUGGGUAUGACACACAGACAAGAUUACAUUUGGUUUUUACCAGCAUGGCUCUCCAAGGACUUUCAAAUGUGGCAGCAAAAAGUGAAAAACAAAUGCGCUGCCAAACAGUUAGAAAACGCCAUCGAAGGACACUUUAGUAUAAGGCACACGCCCUUUGGCCAACCAAAUGCCAAAAUGCAAGAGGGCAAAUCUAUAAAUUCCUGGCUAACCACAUAUGGCCAAGAAUACGAAACGUUUUCGAAUUAUGUGGGAUUUGUUUACGAUGCCGUUUGGACCUAUGCGAUAGCUGCACAUAAAUUGCUGCAGAACAACACAUAUGCCGUGCACAAUUUGAGGUCCAAGGAGGUUGUAAAUCAAUUCGCCCAAUUUAUUUGGGCAACCGAUUUUGAUGGGCUGUCGGGCAAGGUGCGUUUUGGCCAUGGCGAAUUUGGCGGAUCACGGAUUAUCGAUCUGGAUAUCUUGCAAUGGACAAAUGGAUCUUAUGCCAAAGUUGGCACAUUUCAACCUCAUGUUCGGGCUAAUGGUUCCGAUGUCCAUAUAUGUGGUGGCAAUUUGUCGUUCAGUGCCAGGGAUGUGUUCCAUGGUCGGAUACCAGAGGAUGGCAGAUACGACUGUCGAUUCUCGGGACUGGCUCGUCUUCUUUGUGUCGAUUGCGAUAUUGCCUCGAUGAUCUUCAGCGUGUUGAUGUGUUUGCUGGCGAUCAUGGCCAUGUCGCUGAUAUCAUUCUAUUUUUGGAAACAACGCUAUGAUCGCAAAGUGAGACAAUCGGUGCAGAUAAUGAAAAUGUUUGGCAUUGAUUUGAUAUCGCCAUCGCGUAAUAAAAUCAACACCCUGGACAAAUGGGAAGUGCCCAGGGAGAAUGUGGUCGUCAAUCGAAGAUUGGGCGAAGGUGCCUUCGGCACUGUUUAUGGCGGUGAGGCAAAAUUCAAUUCGGACGAUUGGACAGCUGUGGCUGUUAAGACCCUCAAGUCUGGUGGCUCGACGGAGGAUCGCUUGGAUUUCUUGGCCGAGGCCGAGGCAAUGAAGAAAUUCAAUCACAAGAACAUUAUAAAACUUUUGGGCGUCUGCCUGCAAAAGGAGCCCAUCUACACAAUCAUGCAGUUCAUGCUGUAUGGCGAUUUGAAGACCUAUCUGCUGGCGCGCAGAAACAUGGUCAACGAGAAGAUCACCGAUGAAUCGGAUAUAUCAUCCAAGCGCCUGACCAUGUACGCCAUGGACGUGGCCCGGGGCUUGGCCUAUCUGGCGGAACAGAAAUAUGUGCAUCGCGAUAUCGCGUGCAGGAAUUGUUUGGUUGACUCACAGCGUAUGGUGAAGAUUGCUGACUUUGGCAUGGCUCGUCCCACAUUCGAGAGCGAUUAUUAUUGCUUCAAUCGGAAGGGGGUUCGUAAAUUGUUCCCAGUGCGCUGGAUGCCGCCGGAAACGUUGUCGCUGGGUUUAUUUACAUCUGCAUCGGAUAUUUGGUCAUUUGGUGUUGUACUCUUUGAGGUUAUCACAUUCGGCUCGUAUCCGUAUCAGGGCAUGACCAAUAAUCAAGUUCUGGAUUUUGUUAAAAACGGAAAUACGUUGCAAAUUCCGAAUGGUGUCAAGCCACAGUUGGAGGGUCUGCUGAAGGCAUGCUGGAGUCAGGAUGCCAGCAAGCGACCCACUGCCCUCGAAGUCAUCGAUUAUAUAUCAAAUUAUCCGCGACUGCUGACUCCAUGCCUUGACCUGCCCGGCACGGCUGUCCAGCUGCCAGAGUCGGACGAUGAAAUGGAGCUGUUGCCAAAUGCUCGUUUGUCUUCUCCACGACUCCAUGACUCCAAUUUGGACAUAUUGGCCAAGACAAACAGUGCUGGCAAUAUGCAGAAAUUCGAUAUCAUCGGUGAUGGCAAUCUGUCAGAAUUAUUGGCAACCGAUGAUUCGGGCACUGUGAGCAUGCCACACGAUUCGUUUUCCUCAACUACACCGGACGGAUACAGCAUAAUGGCUCCACUUUUGAGCUACAGCAAAAAGGAUGUUAAUUCAAACCCGGAAAAUUAAUAUAUAAACAUUGAAUGCAUUUAAUAUGCAUACGAUAUGCAUGCAUAUUUUUAUUAAUCGAGACUCGGAAAGAUUUUAUUUAAAUAGUUGUUACAAAAAAAAAAAGAAAGUAAACCUAAGUUUUAAGAAAAAAGCGAGCAAUCCAAAUUUUAAAUUGAUGAGAAAUAAAAAAUGUGCACGAACAGUUCUGAAAGUGAUAUUUUAAGAAAACUAUUUUAAGAUAAGCAACAAUUAUACAUACAAACUUAAAAACGUAUAUAAGCUGACUUGUAUAGAAUGUGAAAAGUUUCUUAUGAAGGUUUUUAUGUGAAUUAAAGCAACAACAAAAAUGUUUCAAAUACAA
Messenger RNA from Drosophila grimshawi, 4401 nucleotides. Its product is annotated as atrial natriuretic peptide receptor 1. Gene Ontology annotation, biological process: positive regulation of kinase activity; protein phosphorylation; multicellular organism development. NCBI's taxonomy places the organism in Eukaryota, Metazoa, Arthropoda, Insecta, Diptera, Drosophilidae. The transcript is spliced from 8 exons. Gene Ontology annotation, cellular component: signaling receptor complex. The record is from RefSeq and is a predicted model, not a curated record. Bases 219 to 4058 code for a protein of 1279 amino acids. Gene Ontology annotation, molecular function: transmembrane receptor protein tyrosine kinase activity; ATP binding.